Messenger RNA from Pieris macdunnoughi, 1140 nucleotides. The record is from the annotation of a GenBank genome assembly. NCBI's taxonomy places the organism in Eukaryota, Metazoa, Arthropoda, Insecta, Lepidoptera, Pieridae.
AUGUCUUCUAUACCAGCAGCCGAAGAAAUUGAUGAAGCGAAAGAACGCGCCCAUUUUCAAGCCGUUGUAAAUGCUUUUAAAUACUAUAAAUUAUGCUGCUUAGACAGAAUACACAAAUCUGAAAAAAUAAUAUCAAUAUUGCCAGAUUUACAUCAAAAGAGAUUAGAAAAAUACCGAUCCUACCUCACUAAGUUUAAAAAUUGUCUUGAUGUCAAUAACAGUGUUGUUCACCUCAUAAUAAAACAUGUUGACACAAUGUUUGAGAAUGUAGACCAUACAAUAGAUCCAGCUGAGACAAAUGGUACAGAAAUUGGAUGUAAUUAUAAUAAUUGUGAUAUUAGCUCACACAAAAAACAUAAAAUGCAGCAUGACAUUGAAAAGGUACAAACAGUAAUUAAGAAUAUUGUAAGAGAUUGGAGUGAGGCUGGGGCAGCUGAAAGAGAACAGUGUUAUAAACCUAUAUUAGAUGAGUUAGAAGCGAGAUAUCCCAAGCAAGAAUUCAUUGACAGGUCACACAUUAAAGUAUUAGUGCCAGGAGCAGGUCUUGGAAGGUUAGCUUGGGAAAUAGCCGCCAGAGGAUUCUCCUGCCAGGGGAAUGAGUUCUCAUUGUUCAUGCUCUUUGCCAGUAAUUUUUUAUUGAAUAAAUGCCACGAGGCAAAUGAAUACACAGUGUAUCCUUGGGUGCAUCAAUAUGUGAACCACAUGACCAGCGAACACCAAGUGACACAAGCCACCUUCCCCGAUAUACCACCUUCGAGUCACCAAUCCCACUUCUCUAUCACAGCCGGCGAUUUCCUAAAGGUAUACAAAACAGCUGAUGAUUGGGAUUGUGUGGCAAGUUGCUUCUUCAUAGACUGUGCGCCAAAUGUAAUUGAAUUUAUUGAAAGGAUCUACGAAAUAUUGAAGCCCGGUGGUAUAUGGAUUAAUUUAGGACCGCUUUUGUAUCAUUAUAGCGACAUGCCAAAUGAGAUAAGCAUAGAACCGCCAUACGAUAUAUUGAAGGACAUAAUUUCAGAUGUCGGCUUUGAAAUAUUGAAAGAGAAAACCGGUGUAAAAACGAAAUACGCCCAAAACCCCAACUCGAUGCUACAAAACGAGUACAAUUCAGUAUAUUUUGUUUGUAGGAAACCCUCUAGUUAA